AUGAAAACAUCAAUUUUAUCCAUAUUUUUAUUAAUACUUGUCGUCAACACUUUUGUGAGCGCAAGUAAUGUUUUAGAGUUGACGACAGAUAAUUUUGACAAGAUAGUUGGUAAAGAUAAAUUCGUACUUGUAGAGUUUUUUGCUCCAUGGUGUGGCCAUUGCAAGAAUUUGGCUCCUAUUUAUGAACAACUAGCCGAUUCAUUUACAGCUGCCAAAGAUCGAGUAAUUAUCGCAAAAGUUGAUGCAGAUAAUUACAAAGAUUUAGGAAGUCGUUUUGGAAUUACAGGGUUCCCUACUUUGAAAUGGUUUGACAAAAAUGUAAUAGAUAAACCCGAAGAUUAUAGUAAAGGACGCGAUUUGAGCAGUUUAACUUCUUUCGUUGAAGAGAAAAGCGGUGUGAAAGCUAAAAAAGCUGUAACAGCAGUUACUGAACUUACUUCUCAAACCUUUGUUGAAAUUGCUUUAAGUCCUGAGAAAAAUGCAUUGGUCGAAUUUUAUGCACCUUGGUGUGGACAUUGCAAAAAUCUCGCUCCAAUUUACGAAAGCGUUGCGAAAGAUUAUGCUCAAGAAUCCAAUUGUGUUGUUGCCAAUGUUGAUGCUACAGAACAUAAAGACAUUGCUGAAAAAUAUGGAGUCACUGGGUAUCCGACAAUUAAAUUUUUUCCAAAAGGAGAAGAUAAGACGCCAAUUGAUUAUCAAGGUGGAAGGACAGAACAAGAUUUUAUUGAUUUUUUGAAUGAACACUGCGGAACACAUCGUAUCGUUGGUGGAAGCUUAUCUGAGGAGGCUGGUAGAAUACCUGAAUUAGACGCGUUCGCAAUAAAAUUUACAAAUGCCGCCACAUUGACAGAUGUUGAUUUGGUUAUUUCAGAAGCCAAAGUUGUUGCUGACAAGUCGGACAAUAAGUUUGCCCAAUAUUAUGUUAAAAUCAUGGAUAAGAUUAAAGACAAGAAAGAUUAUAUUGAUAAUGAAAUUGCUAGAUUAGAAAAAAUUAUUAAAUCUGGUACAAUUUCAGCUAGCAAAAUUGACGAUUUCACAAUCAGAAAAAAUAUUUUGGCAAUUUUCCAUAAAGAUAAAGUAAUAACCCCCCAUCAAGAAUUGUAG
This is a messenger RNA of Funneliformis caledonium, 1104 nucleotides long. The record is from the annotation of a GenBank genome assembly. Lineage: Eukaryota; Fungi; Glomeromycota; Glomeromycetes; Glomerales; Glomeraceae.